This is a messenger RNA of Penicillium subrubescens, 1599 nucleotides long. Its product is annotated as putative MFS transporter. The transcript has 4 exons. The record is from RefSeq and is a predicted model, not a curated record. Lineage: Eukaryota; Fungi; Ascomycota; Eurotiomycetes; Eurotiales; Aspergillaceae. Gene Ontology annotation, biological process: transmembrane transport. Bases 1 to 1452 code for a protein of 483 amino acids. Gene Ontology annotation, cellular component: membrane. Gene Ontology annotation, molecular function: transmembrane transporter activity.
AUGGCGGACCUCCCUGUCGACCCUGUGAUGCGGGGCACCAAUCCCGUCACCAGGUCCCCAUCCAUGCGUCAAGAAGUGGACCGAGACUGGGCCGAGAUCGAGCAACGCCUGCGUCGCAAAGUCGACUGGCGUCUCUGCACCAUCGCCGGCCUGCUGUGUAGUCUCAACCUCCUGGACUCGGGCAUCCUGUCUUCAGCUGCUGUCACCAGCAUGCUGACCGAUCUGGAUCUGGACCAGGGCUCGCGGUUCUCAGUGGCCAUUUUCAUCUUCACCAUUGCUGGUGUCAUCUUCCAGUUGCCUUGCACCCUGGCUGUGCGUCUCUUCGGUCCUCGUGUGUGGUUCGCAUCCAUCACUUUCGUCUUCGGUCUGUUGACUCUCUGCACUGCUUUUAUUCAUACUGCGCGCCAGAUGAUUGCCCUUCGUGUGCUGCUGGGUAUUGCCAUGUCGGGCAUUUACCCGGGUUUGACAUACCUCAUCAGCACGUGGUAUCUGCGUAGUGAGCAGCAGCUCCGAUUCGCGUUUCUGCAGGCGGGUGAAGUUACGGUCCUGGCCACAGGCACCUUGAUCAAUUUCGGUCUCAACCAUCUGGAUGGGAAGGCGGGGCUUGCUGGAUGGCGCUGGAUGUAUCUGGUACAGGGCUUGAUCACUUGUGUUCUGGGUAUCGCCACCUAUUGGUGGAUGGUCGACUUUCCGGAGGAUUCGGCGCACAGCUUCAAGUUUCUAUCUCUGCGAGAGUCUCAGAUUGCCGCGGCACGAAUCCAGGAUGAUCGUGCGGAUCUUCAGCCAGAGCCGUUCACCUGGGCUCGGAUUUUCGACUGCCUCAAAGAUGUGAAGAUCUAUGGCUUCGCGUGCAUGUUCUUCCUGCUGAAUCUGGUGUCGACGGGCCUGUCAUAUUUCCUGCCAAUUAUCCUCGAAGGGGGCAUGGGGUUUACUGCGAAUCAGGCGAUCUUGUUGUCAGUUCCGCCUUACUACUACGCCGCAAUCCCGGUCAUCGUGACCUCUUUGACUGCCGACAAAUUGCGCCUACGAGGGCCCUUCAUCACCUUCAACGCCCUUUGCAUUAUUGUCGGCUUCCUCAUGUUCGGACUGCCCCAGUCCACCCAGGUGACCGCCCGAUACAUCGGCACGUUCAUCGCAACCGGUGCCUACGUCUCCAAUUGGGCGGCGUUGAACGCUUACCAAGCCAACAAUAUUGUUGGCCAGUGGAAGCGGGCCGUUACAGCCGCAACGGUCACCGCGUUCAAUGGGCUGGGGGGUGUCGUGGGCAGCUACAUUGUCCGGCAGGUAGAGGCCCCGCUGUACCAGACGGCGGUAUGGGUGUCAGUCGGAUCUCAAGUCCUGCUGAUUUUGAUCGUCGGGGUAUUCACCCUGUAUUUCUACAGGGCAAACCAGCAGCAGAAACGCUGCGAAAGAGUCAUCCAGCACGUGGCUGGCUUCCGAUACACCUACUAGAGGUGGUCGAUCCCUUCCUCCCAACGGUCCAGUCAAUGAUAAACUGGCCGUUGAUGUAUGAGUCACGAGAGAAGCAUUUUGCAUUUGCGUUUGCGUUUGCCCCGCGGGGCUUUGUUUCAGGGCUACAUAUCUUAUCUCCAAUAUAGC